This is a messenger RNA of Paramecium sonneborni, 360 nucleotides long. NCBI's taxonomy places the organism in Eukaryota, Ciliophora, Oligohymenophorea, Peniculida, Parameciidae. The record is from the annotation of a GenBank genome assembly.
AUGGAUAUGGAGUACUAAUUGCAUAAGGUAGUUGUAUUACUUAAAUAAAAUUGUCUAAUCAAAAGAUUCUUUUAUCUCUCAUUCAAUUAUCUAAUGAUGAUUGCUUAACAUAUGAAAAACGAUAGAUAAUUGAUAUUUACUGUAUAUGGAAAAAUGGUAGUUUGGUCACUUGAGGAUAAAUAAUUUCCUUUAAUUAACAAGUUUAAGGUAGACAGUUAAGUUCCUAAUAAUUUAAAAAUCAGAUAUACAUUAUUAUUUGUUAGUGAAUGCAGUAAGAGUAAACAAAAACUUUAGUAUUUAACUAAUAAAAGAAAAUGGGGAAAUAAUACAGGAAUUAAAUUAAAUAAUAAUUAAAUUUGA